UUGAGUCGCUUUCUCGGAAAACCCCUGAAGCUAGGAGCUUUGCUCGCUUCUUCCAUUUUCUCACACAAAGAGAUCACUCUAAUCUCUCUCUCCCUCUCUCUCUCUCUCAAGCUUAGUCUAUCUUUCUCUCUCUAAAACCUCCCUUGAAGUCUCCUAAUGGCUGACGCUGAAUGUCACAUUCGAAGAUGAAGAUCACCGGCAAGACUGACCUCUCGGCGAGUCUCUCCUACAGAGCGCUAAGCCCUUUCCUAGAUUCAGAUCUUAUACAGAAACCGAGCUAUCGCAAAUCACCUAGCCGGAAAACUAAAAACGCCAGCUUUUCCGGCGCCGGAGUGCGGUUAAAGAGAGACGGAGCUCCGGCUGGAAGGCGGAGUAGGCCUGAGACUCCUUUGCUUCGGUGGAAGUUAGACGAUGGAAAGAAAGAUGUUGAUGUUAAGGACGAGCGGUCUCUGCCGGAGUUCGGUCAGAAAAGUGGCCGGAGAGCGAGGAGAGGCAAAGAGGUUUUGCUUUCCGCGAGAAAGCUCGCCGCGGGACUAUGGCGUUUACAGUUGCCGGAGGAUGCCAGUGGCAGUGGCAAAAGGCAUUGUGCGCCGAAGGACAGUCCAUUAGGGUUUCAGUCUGGAGUUGGCCAUGUAGGGGUCCAGUCUCAUGGUCAUCACAAGAGUGAAGCUUAUGGUUCUGUAGCGAAGGAUCUGAUUCAGAACCCUCAUUCAUUAUCUGGUUCUAGAAAAGGAUUCUUGAGCAAGAUCGAGCCUUCUUUUAAAUUUUCCAACUCUGCAAUGGAGGGGGUGACAAAAUGGGAACCCUUCUGCUCCAGAACAUCAGAUGAGGUGCAACGGGUUUAUGGCCAUUUGAAGCUUCUUGACCAACAAAUAAGUGCUGUCUCAGUGAUAUCUGAAUUAAAAAUGGAACUAGAGCAAAGUCGAGCACGGGUCGAUGAGCUUGAGACUGAGCAACGGUCCUCAAAGAAGAAACUUGAGCAUUUCUUGAGGAAAGUCAGUGAGGAAAGGGCCACAUGGCGGAGUAGAGAACAUGAGAAAAUCCGUGCAAUUAUUGAUGACAUCAAAGCUGACUUGCACAGAGAGAGGAAAAAUCGUCAAAGGAUGGAAAUGGUUAAUUCUAAAUUGGUCAAUGAGCUGACUGAUGCCAAAUUAGCUGCGAAGCGCUUUAUGCAGGAAUAUGAAAAAGAGAGGAAGGACAGAGAGUUAAUAGAGGAAGUAUGCAACGAGCUUGCUAAGGAAGUUGGAGAAGACAAGGCUGAAGCUGAAGCUUUGAAGAGGGAAUCCAUGAAACUCCGGGAAGAAGUGGACGAUGAAAGGAAGAUGUUGCAGAUGGCUGAGGUCUGGCGUGAAGAACGGGUUCAGAUGAAGCUGGUUGAUGCAAAGUUGACACUUGAAGAGAAGUAUUCUCAGAUGAACAAGCUAGUAGCAGAUCUGGAGACUUUUCUUAGUUCAAGAAGUGCAACCCCGGAUGCGGCAGAGUUGAGAAAAGCAGAGUUCCUCAGACAGGCUGCUGCCUCGGUGAAUAUUCACAAUCUCAAGGAAUUUACUUAUGAUCCCCCGAAUCCCGAUGAUAUAUUCUCUGUUAUUGAAGACGUUACUUUUGGUGAACGAAAUGAUAGGGAGCUUGAACCAUGUGUUGCAUACAGUCCUGCCAGCCAUGCGUCCAAAAUUCAUACCGUGUCUCCUGAAGUUAAUGUGUUUAAUAAAGACAGCAUUCAGAAACAUUCUAAUGCAUAUCUUGACCAGAAUGGAGAUGUGGAAGAAGAUGAGAGUGGAUGGGAAACUGUAAGCCAUGUUGACGAUCAGGGCUCAAGUUAUUCAUCCAAUGGGAGUGAUCCAUCGGUCAACAAUAUUUGCCAGGCCAAUAAUGUCUUAGGAAGUGGAAUAGAAUGGGAAAAAAAUGCAGGUGGGGAAACACCAAUCACAGAAAUAAGUGAAGUCUGCUCAGUACCAACAAUGCAAUUGAAGAAGGUAUCAUCCAUCUCCCAGCCUUGCAGAUCGUACCCAAGUAACGGUGAAAACUACAAGAUAAUCUCAGUGGAGGGAAUUAAUGGAAGGCUCUCAAACAGAAGGCUUUCUAAUGGGGCCAUCAUUUCUCCAGAUCGAGGUUCGGCUAAUGGCGGGUAUAGCCCCUCGGAUUUGGGGGGACAGUUGAGCUCACCUCUCUCAGGGUAUACACAUAUAACUCGAGGCAUGAAAGGGUGCAUUGAAUGGCCACGUGGCAUGCAGAAGAAUAGCUUGAAGGCAAGGCUUUUGGAGGCGAGGAUGGAAAGUCAAAAGAUCCAGUUGCGCCAAGUUCUAAAGCAGAAGAUUUAGAUGGAUUACAUAAGUUUCCAGCGGCCAAGCCUGCUUGGUGAAGUGACUAAUAAAGCGUGAAACUGUUGUCACUAAGGAAGGAACUGGCAAACAGAUCCAUUUGGUUAGUCUCAUGAAACUGUCCUUUUGCGGGUCUUCCACUUCACUCGCAUCACCAUGCUCUGGUAAGAGUUCUCAUUUUGUUAUAAUGAAUCUUAAUUGAGCCAGCUAGUUAUUGUCUGUAAUGAGUAGCUAUACUUCUGCUUGUUGGUGUUAGAAUCCUUUUUAGUAAAUGAUUCAGGAAGCAAAGUAUGCUCCGUGUACCAUUAAAAUGAGGGGAUACCAUCAAAGAAAACCAAUUCAUGUCGGAUGUAAAAUGUUGACAAUUUUAUUCUGUCUUGUAAUUUUGUUGCGGGACAUAUCUAUUCGAAAUGGAAUAUGACAAAUGACAUUUUAUUCUA
Messenger RNA from Cornus florida, 2758 nucleotides. RefSeq lists its product as uncharacterized. The record is from RefSeq and is a predicted model, not a curated record. Bases 171 to 2318 code for a protein of 715 amino acids. Lineage: Eukaryota; Viridiplantae; Streptophyta; Magnoliopsida; Cornales; Cornaceae. The transcript is spliced from 3 exons.